GCUGUCUCUGCCCUCGACCCCGCCCCGGGGGUGCGCUCCCAGGUGGCGUGUUUUUGAGACACGGCUCCGAUUGGCUGUGAUCAAUGAUUAUUAUUAUUUGGAGAAGAUGUCCCCCGUCCCCCUCCUCAAGUGUCCCGGUUAGCUGUAGUUCCUUGAAGUAAGAACACGUGGGCAGAAAAGUCAAAGCGACUCCUUACCGCCAGCAACGCAGGGGCCAGGCAGAAUAACCCAUUCACAAUUUUUAACUAUUGCUGUUCAGCCAAGUAACACUACUGAGUGGACCUGUGAUGUCAGCUGCCACAGUGAUGGAGCCAGCUGGAGAUUACCUGCAGUCAUGCAGCCCUGACAGGUGUGACGUCUCUGUCAUAGAUCUUGUUGUGGAGUCUUCAGCAAAAAGCAGUGUUCCCGUCAUUAGUGAUUCAUCGGAGGAAGAGCAUUCUUCAGAAAGGGACGAGGAAGCAGACACAGAGGUGACCCCAGCCCAGCAGAUCCUGCAGAGUGGAAGCUGUGUUAGCACUCAGGAAAACAAGCCAGUAAUGGCAAACGAGCAGCAACUAUUCACAACAAGAGAGGAAGGGGAAGUGAAGCUGAGGAUGGAAGAGUCUGGCCAAGCUGCAGAGCCCGCCGUCACAGUCAGUCAGAUGUUCCUGCAAACUGUGGAGCGGUUUGGGGACCAGGUGGCGCUGGCAUCCAAGGACGGAGACAACUGGAACAGACUGACCUAUAAAGAGUACUAUCAGGGAUGUCGAACGGCAGCUAAAAGCUUCUUAAAGCUUGGGCUGGAGCGUUACCAUGGAGUUGGGAUCCUGGGAUUCAACUCUCCGGAGUGGUUCAUUGCAGAUAUCGGAGCUAUUCUAGCAGGGGGAUUUGCAGUCGGCAUCUACACUACAAACUCUCCUGAAGCUUGUCAGUACGUGGCAGAAAACUGUAAAGCUAAUGUCCUGGUCGUUGAAGAUCAUAAACAGCUGCAGAAGAUUCUUCAGGUUCAAGACAAACUCCCACAUGUGAAAGCCAUUAUUCAGUACAAAGAUGCACUAAAAGAGAAGAAACCAAACCUCUACACGUGGGCAGAGUUUAUGGAGAUGGGAACGGAUGUCCCAGACUCCCAGCUGGAUGAGAUCAUUGCCUCCCAGAAGCCCAAUCAAUGCUGCACUCUAAUCUAUACCUCAGGGACCACUGGCCAGCCCAAAGGAGUGAUGCUCAGCCAUGACAAUAUAACCUGGACAGCGUUUGCUACAGGAAAGACGGUGAAGGUGACAGAUGCCUGCGAGGCCCAGGAGGUGGUAGUUAGCUACUUGCCGCUCAGCCAUGUAGCAGCUCAGAUGAUUGACAUAUGGCUGCCCAUCAAACACGGAGGGGUCGUCUACUUUGCACAGCCUGAUGCACUGAAGGGCUCCCUGGUGAACACCCUCAAAGAGGUGAGACCCACUGCAUUUAUGGGUGUCCCUCGCGUCUGGGAAAAAAUGCAGGAGAAAAUGAAAUCGGUCGGUGCCAAGUCUUCUACCAUCAAGAGGAAGGUGGCAUCCUGGGCUAAAGACGUAGGGCUUCAGACGAACCUGAACAAAAUGCACGGGAAUUCCUCGCUCCCGUUCAAUUACCGCCUGGCAAAGAAACUGGUGUUUAAGAAGGUGCACAAGGCUUUGGGUCUGGACCGCUGUACCAAGUGCUACACUGGUGCAGCUCCCAUUACUAAAGAUACCCUGGAGUUCUUCCUGAGUCUGGACAUUCCCGUGUAUGAGCUGUAUGGCAUGAGCGAGAGCACAGGACCGCACACGAUUUCUGUUCCCAGCGCUCACAAGCUCACCAGUUGUGGGAAGGAGAUCUCUGGGUGCAAGACCAAGAUUGUCAACCCUGACUGUGAAGGAAUCGGGGAGAUCUGUUUCUGGGGUCGACACGUCUUCAUGGGGUACCUAAACAUGAAGGACAAGACGGAGGAGUCUCUGGACAGUGAAGGCUGGCUUCACUCCGGAGACCUGGGGAGGCAGGAGGAGGGCUUCCUCUUCAUCACCGGCAGAAUUAAAGAGCUUAUUAUCACAGCUGGUGGUGAGAAUAUCCCUCCUGUCCCUAUUGAAGAUGCUUUGAAGGAGGUGCUGCCUGUCAUUAGCAAUGCCAUGCUGAUCGGAGAUAGGAAGAAGUUCCUGUCCAUGCUUUUGACACUUAAGUGCAAUGUGAAUCCCGAUUCUGGAGAGCCGGAGGAUGAGCUCACCCCGGAAGCCAUUGAGUUCUGCAAGAAGCUGGGCAGCAAGGCCGUCAAGGUCUCGGACAUCAUUGGAGGCAAAGACCGAGCCGUGCACAACGCAAUCCAAGAGGGGAUCAACCGGGUGAACGAGCAGGCCAGCUCCAACGCACAGAAGAUCCAGAAGUGGACCAUUCUGGAGAAGGACUUCUCCAUUCCAGGAGGAGAGUUAGGGCCCACAAUGAAGCUGAAACGACCGGCUGUCAUGAAGAUCUACAAAGACCAAAUCGACAACUUCUAUAAGGAUUUUAUUACUCCACCCACCCCAGAGAACCCCCUCUCAACAAAAUAGGACCUCUGUACCAGCGGCUAGUCUCCAGGUUAUAACAGACACCAUCUGCAAACACAUUAUCUCUGUAUAGCUCUUUAUAGUGUAACCCUGAGCAGUUUGUUUAUAAUUGAGUCAUGUUAUGUUGUUUUUAAAAAAAAAAAAAAAAAACAUUAUUGAUG
This is a messenger RNA of Polyodon spathula (Mississippi paddlefish), 2686 nucleotides long. Its product is annotated as long-chain-fatty-acid--CoA ligase ACSBG2-like. The record is from RefSeq and is a predicted model, not a curated record. Bases 288 to 2528 code for a protein of 746 amino acids. The transcript has 15 exons. Gene Ontology annotation, molecular function: long-chain fatty acid-CoA ligase activity. Gene Ontology annotation, cellular component: membrane; endoplasmic reticulum. Lineage: Eukaryota; Metazoa; Chordata; Actinopteri; Acipenseriformes; Polyodontidae.